Messenger RNA from Malassezia pachydermatis, 1212 nucleotides. Its product is annotated as gtr1 g protein gtr2. The record is from RefSeq and is a predicted model, not a curated record. The coding region runs from base 1 to 1212 and encodes 403 amino acids. The transcript is spliced from 3 exons. Lineage: Eukaryota; Fungi; Basidiomycota; Malasseziomycetes; Malasseziales; Malasseziaceae. Gene Ontology annotation, biological process: cellular response to amino acid stimulus; positive regulation of TOR signaling; cellular response to starvation. Gene Ontology annotation, molecular function: GTP binding; GTPase activity. Gene Ontology annotation, cellular component: nucleus; Gtr1-Gtr2 GTPase complex; fungal-type vacuole membrane.
AUGGAGGACGUACUCGCCUCCAGCUUAUCUCGGGAUCCACCCAUUGAUGACGGAAACAACAAAGUGCAUGUUCCACACAAUGUCCUUCUGGUAGGACCACGUCGUGCUGGCAAGUCAAGCUUGUGCAAAGUCGUGUACGAGUCAUACCAGCCUAACGAUACCCUCUUCCUCGCCCCCACUAUGCGUACGCAAAAAUUGGAUGCAAAUACAUUUCAAAAUAUACAACUAUGGGACGUACCUGGUAGUGCGCUUAUGAGUUUCUCAUCGAGUGAUCAACAUCACCCACCACCUAUCUUUGCCACUCCGAAUAUGGACUUUGCGUGGGCCGAAGUCAAUGCGAUUAUAUUUGUGCUAGAUGCGCAGGACGACUAUUUUGAAGCGCUGAGCAAACUGAACCAGGUCAUUGUUCAUGCUUAUACACACAACAAGUCGGUUCAUUUCCACGUUUUUAUUAAUAAGGCGGAUGGCCUCAGUGAAGAUUAUCGAUACGAUACACAGCGUGAUAUUGAACAGCGCGUCACUGAAGGUCUGAUUGAUUCCUCGCAUGAGUUUUCCGGUCCAAAUGAUGAGCCUGUGCAGUUGGACCAACAGGUCACUCUUAAGUUCCAUCUUACGUCCGUUUUUGAUACGAGUGUGUUUAUUGCCUUUUCACGGAUUCAACAUCAGCUUAUGCAGGGCCCCCAGGAGAACCAGGCGCUAGAGUCUAUGGAUUCAGCAUCGGCUGUUACAGCAAUGCCAUCGUCGCCGGGUAAGAUGCUGCCGCCCAAGCCUCCACGUAUGGUCAGCCUUAUGGAGGCACUGGAAACUGCCUGUAAUUUGCUAUGUACCUCUUGCUACUUUGAGAAGGCAUAUAUUUUUGAUGUGCCGAGCUGCACCUUUGUUGGAUGCGAUACGUCCCCAUUUGAUUUGGCGCUCUUUGAUGUGAUGUUCCAGUAUAUUCAGUUUUUACGUCAGUUUUCUGACUUGUACUCUCACUUGCGUGAUAUCGACUCGAUGGUGGAAAAGAAGGACGAAUAUACCCGUGUAUGGUCUUCCAGUAUCGUGCGACUGGGGAAUGAUACCACUGUGGCCUUUUGGCAGCUCGACAGUCAUCUCGCUCUUCUUGCCGUCAUACAAUCCGACAUCCAGUCCACAAAUACGAGUAUUCUGGAUUACAAUGUGGACUUGUUCCGCACGACGAUAGCCGAGUUGCACCGAUUAGCACGUCCGUAG